UAAAAUCUGGUCUGGAAUGGCCCCUGGAAAAGUCUUGACUGUUUAAUGAAAUUGAAGAUAGUUCGCUCUUGCCUACCUCUACAGGAUACUACAUGUACAUCGAAACAUCAAGCCCUCGACAGCAAGGUGACAAUGCAAAACUAAACAGCCCCAAGCUGCAAUUUAGCGGGAGCAUGUGUCUCAAGUUCUACUACCACAUGUAUGGUGCAGACAUUGCGACGCUAAAUGUCAUAAUUAAUGGGAACAAAGUGUUCAGCGCAAGUGGGAAUAAAGGCAACAAGUGGCUGAGAGCGGCUAUUGAUGUCAGUUUAUCAGGAAAGCAUGCGGUUACAUUUGAAGGAAUACGGGGCAGUAAUUACCAGGGUGACAUCGCAAUAGACGACUUUUUGUUGGAACCAGGGUCUUGUCCUUCAAGUUCUUGUGGCACUCGCUCGAAAUCAAGAAUCGUCGGCGGUGUCAAUGCUACACAUGGCGACUGGCCGUGGCAAGUUCAGUUACGUCGUUCCGCUGUCGGUUCCCCUUACUGUGGAGGCUCCUUGGUGUCAGAUCAGUGGGUGGUCACAGCCACUCACUGUGUCAGAGGAAAACAGCCCAGCUCUAUCAUUGUGAGACUUGGCGCCCACAGACGUGUUAAUCUUGUUGGUACUGAACAGGACAUUCAAGUAAGCAAAGUGAUCACUCAUCCAUCUUACAACAAUCCGCUGAGCUACAGUAACGAUAUCGCAUUACUUAAACUGGCAAAACCAGCUCAAUUAAACAGGUACGUAAAUUUGGUGUGUCUUCCACAUUCCGUCUCUGAACCGUCUGACGGGGCCAAAUGCUGGAUCACGGGCUGGGGCAAACUUUCAUAUGGAGGCGCUAGACCAGACUAU
Messenger RNA from Orbicella faveolata, 872 nucleotides. RefSeq names its product MAM and LDL-receptor class A domain-containing protein 1-like. Gene Ontology annotation, molecular function: serine-type endopeptidase activity. Gene Ontology annotation, biological process: proteolysis. Gene Ontology annotation, cellular component: membrane. Lineage: Eukaryota; Metazoa; Cnidaria; Anthozoa; Scleractinia; Merulinidae. The record is from RefSeq and is a predicted model, not a curated record.